Molecule: messenger RNA, 1021 nt
Organism: Oryza brachyantha (malo sina)
Lineage: Eukaryota; Viridiplantae; Streptophyta; Magnoliopsida; Poales; Poaceae
Product: E3 ubiquitin-protein ligase AIP2-like
Exons: 1
Coding region: 319-891 (190 amino acids)
Biological process (GO): protein ubiquitination
Cellular component (GO): cytoplasm
Molecular function (GO): ubiquitin protein ligase activity
Source: RefSeq, a predicted model, not a curated record
UGAAUCCAAUCUAAUUCCAGAUGCAUCAGAUGAAAAAGGGUCUCUACCUUGCUGCAAGACGACGAACUGAACACGUGGAGAGCGGAGUCCGAAUCCCAAUCGCCACCGCUUUGGUCGGAGCUGCAGAAAUCCUGUGAUCAAAAGGCUCACCUACCUCGAAUCCUUCGGCGCCAUGCGCGUCAUCAACCCACCCACCGAUCGAGAGAGGCGAGGCGACACUGGCUCCUCUAUAUCAAUCGAUCGAUCGAUGCAUCGGCUUCAUCGCGAGCGGAAGAAAGAACGGGAGGAGAUUGGAGCGAGGGAGGGAGGGAUCGAAUAAUGUCGCUUGCCGACGCGCCUUCAUCGAUGGUGUCCAUCGUGUCGUCGGUGAGGGACAGCGGGCGCACGGUGGCGGGCGUGCCGCCGGUGCUCGUCGGGGCGUCCGUCUCGUCGGCGCCGGAGCUGCGGGGGCGGGCGUACCUGGUGCACCACGUCUUCUACGAGGACGGGAGCGCCAGCGGCGGCGGCGUGGCCCCGGCGUCCAGGGCGUCGGUCGCGGCGCUCAGGGAGGUGUUGGAGGAGGCGGCGGAGGCGUCCGAGUGCGCGAUCUGCCUCGACGGGGACGGGGAGCCGAGGAGGGAGGCGCGCGGGAGGAAGGAGAUGCCGUGCGGGCACCGGUUCCACGGGGAGUGCGUGGAGCGGUGGCUGGGGAUCCACGGGAGCUGCCCGCUGUGCCGGCGCGAGAUGCCGGCGGAGGAGGUGGUGGUGGCGAUGGUGCAUGGGGAGAGGGUGGUGAUGCGAGGGAGGCGCGUCGUGCUCAGCGUGCUCGUCAUUGGCCGGCCGGCCGACGACGACGCCGGAGAGGAAACUCCUCUUCCUCCGAGGAGUGUGCUCAUAGAUGAUCUGGAUUAAAUAAUGUUUAGUGCGCCAUCAACUCAAAUGUAAAAGAAAAAAAAUGUAAAUAUGUAGUAAUGCUUUAGUUUUUGUAAAUAUAAAUGCUAGAGUUUGAGCAGCCGCGUUCUAUUAGAAACCGGCGCUUAUU